Messenger RNA from Trachemys scripta elegans, 3463 nucleotides. It is a transcript of the gene HRH1, whose product is annotated as histamine receptor H1. The transcript has 3 exons. The coding region runs from base 1280 to 2713 and encodes 477 amino acids. Gene Ontology annotation, cellular component: dendrite; membrane. Gene Ontology annotation, biological process: positive regulation of vasoconstriction; chemical synaptic transmission; regulation of vascular permeability. The record is from RefSeq and is a predicted model, not a curated record. NCBI's taxonomy places the organism in Eukaryota, Metazoa, Chordata, Testudines, Emydidae. Gene Ontology annotation, molecular function: histamine receptor activity; G protein-coupled serotonin receptor activity; neurotransmitter receptor activity.
ACCCUUUUUAAAACCCAUUUCCUUCCCCCUCCCCAAUACAUUCACAUUUCCCGACCAGCUCUAGUUCUGGACUGAUUUCAGAGGUUCUGAGCAUUCACACUGGGCGUGUGCAGCCCACAUGUAAACCAGGUCCAGACUUGCCUUUCAGCCUGUCAGCUCAUCUUACCACCUACUAGAAGUGGGAGAGAGAUAAUUAGAUCAUCCCCUCCCGAUAGAGCUAUGAGAAGACGAAGACAAGACAUGGUUCCCAUAAGGAUGGGCAUUUAACUGGGGAGUGGGAGGAAAAUCCCAGCGAGUGUGGGAGUGUCUGAGCUCAGGCCAGCAGCGCAGAGGAGACGCACAACUCACGUUCCGGCUUCCUUCACAAAGACAGAGAGCGCAGCAGGGUGCAGCUUCGCCGGAGUUAAAGACAGGCAGAGCCAGCCCUUCCUGCAGCGUGGACAAGAACCGGCACAGACCCCAGGAACCAGCUGGCACGUACCUCUGCUGCACACGGGAAACUUCCUUCACCAGAGAGGUGAGGCAAGCCCGUGGCUGCAGCUGUGCGCGGCUCCUGACAGCAGGGAAGGGAUCUCGGGGACUGAGCACAGUAGCUGCCCCCAGGCACGCACAGACAGAGAAAGCGAGCCAGAGCCGCCGCCUGACCCUACCCAGUAAAGCUCCCUCGCUGCCUGCCCGGACCCUGCCUGGGAAAUCAGAAGAGGAGGAACAGCAACAAGUGUGCUCCGGUCCUGUCCCGUCCCAGCCCUCUGCCCCCAGUCCAAGCCCCUGUGCGCCCCGGUCCCAUCCCAGCCUCUGUGCGCCCAGUCCCAGCCCCUGUGCACCCCGGUCCCAUCCCAGCUUCUGUGCGCCCAGUCCCAGCCCCUGUGCACCCUGGUUCCAUCCCAGCCUCUGUGCGCCUCUUCUCCUCUCCCGCUCCACCCUUUGCACCCCACUGCCCUGCCUGCCUGUAUUUGCGUGCGUUCCUGUCAAGUCUCAGGGCGCUUGUGCUCCUUACAGCACUGGGGAGCUGGAAAGUUUCCCGUCCCCAUCCAAGCCCUAUAGAAGGGAUUAUCUGAGCCAGAAGAACUUCCUCAUUUUGUUCUGAGAAAGAUGGGCCUGUACUGGCAGAUAGGAGAUCUCAGUAGCACUGUCCCGCACCAAGCCCACAAGACUUCAGCUGAGUCACCAAAAGAACCAGAAAGCAACACAUCAUAAACUCAACCAGGCUUGUGAACAAGAGUGAAAUACCAGGAUCCUGACAUCUCCCCGAUUUCUGCUCUGUGACCUUGAGCAAAAGAUGUGUGAAACAAAGAACUCAACAGUGGCUCACCCAAUCCCUCUAGGUCUGGCCCUGGGUAGCAUCUCACUGAUCACAGUCAUCAUGAAUAUUUUGGUCCUGUAUGCAGUGAAAAGAGAAAGAAAGCUGCAUACAGUUGGGAACCUUUACAUUGUCAGCCUAUCAGUCGCAGACCUUAUAGUUGGUGUAGCUGUUAUGCCGCUGAACAUUAUGUACCUACUGAAUCACGAAUGGGUACUGGGCAGACCAGCCUGUCAGUUCUGGCUCUCAAUGGAUUAUGUAGCCUCCACAGCCUCCAUCUUCAACCUUUUUAUAUUGUGCAUAGAUCGUUACCGUUCAGUUCAGCAGCCACUCAAGUAUCUCAAGUACCGGACCAAAAGCAGAGCUUUGGUAAUGAUUUCUGGAGCUUGGCUGAUUUCUCUUUUGUGGAUCAUCCCAAUUCUAGGCUGGCAUGCUUUUGCCAAUGGAGGGAAAUGGCAAGUGGAAGAAAAGACCUGUGAAACAGAGUUCUCCAAAGUCACCUGGUUUAAAGUGUUGACGGCCAUUGUCAACUUCUAUGUCCCAUCUUUACUGAUGUUAUGGUUCUAUGCAAAAAUAUACAGGGCUGUCCGGAAACACUAUCAGCACCGAGAGCUCAUCAAUGGAUCGUUUCGGUCUUUCUCAGAAAGCAAAUGUAUACAUCGUGAUAAGGUGCAGGAAAAGCAAAACAUUGGCCACAAAAAGCCAAAUAAAGAUAUAAACACGAGUCUUUUGAAAGGAAGCUCUGUAGAUCCUUGCUGCAAUGUAAAUCUCUACUUCCCUCAGUCCAAAAGUAUGGAGGCAAAGCUUGAAGUCAGCAGCUUUGACAAACCCCCAAAGGCUUUCAUUACAGAAGAUGACAGCAAGGUUGUAAAACUGAGUUGUUUUCCCCUUGCCAUUACCCAGAUUCAGCCAGGGCCAGAUAAAGUGGGAAUGAAGUAUGUGCCUGUCAAGAAGGGGCCUUGCUCACAGGCUCCAGAACUGACACAGAGUGACACGUCAGAUGAGCACACUUUCAUUGAGGGGGCCUCCUGUAAAAAUGACUCUGAUCUCACCCCGAUCCCAGCAACUUCUAGUGCUGAGGAAAAGACUAACAAAGACGCUGCAGGCCUCAGUUACCUGAAGAGCACCUGGCGGAGACUGCGCACCCAGUCCAUGCAAGGGGUGCAUGUGAACAGGGAGAGGAAAGCAGCCAAGCAGCUGGGUUUCAUAAUGGCAGCUUUUAUGCUGUGCUGGAUUCCCUAUUUUGUGCUGUUUAUGGUAAUAGCCUAUUGUCAAAGCUGUUGCAACUACAGUUUCCAUAUGUUCACUAUUUGGCUUGGUUAUGUGAACUCCACUUUAAAUCCAUUCAUCUAUCCCCUCUGUAACGAGAACUUCAAGAAGACAUUCAAAAAGAUCUUUCAUAUUCACUCAUAAUACCUCAUCAGGCUGUUUUUAUUUGGGGUGAAAAAAAAGUGAAUCCAUGAUUUUUCAAAGAAAGAAAAACUUUCCAGUUUCAAAGGAAAUUAUGAAUGAGGUAGAAGGCUUUAAAAAUUUAAUUCGUAGAACUAUCACGUGAAAAUACGUAUUUACAUGACAAAUAAGAGUUUUAAAGUUCAAAGUAUUUAAAGGGGAACUGGCUUUGACCAGGAUUCCUGAAAACUCAGGGCUCAGUCUCAGGACUGCUAUGCUAAUGUACAUAUUUUACAACUUUUAAGACUUCCUUUUUCCAUUAUGUAGAUCAUAACUGGAGAGAUAGACAGAAAUCUUCAGUGGUUAUGAGCUAAUUAGAUAUGGAAAGAAAAAAGACUUCAGUUUAUAUGUUCACUCUAAUGUUCAUGUUGUCUUCUGUAACUUACUUUUUUUUUAAAAGUUAACCUGGAGACAUGCUGCUUUUUAAAGGCAAGAUCUCCUACAAGAUAUGGUAUUUCAUGUAGUCAAAGUCUGACCUUGAACUGUUUGAAAAUGUACCCUAUUUAUUUAUAAAUUCCCCCAGAAUCAUGCACUUUUAGAGAUACCAAGUUGCAUUGUCACGUACUAUAGAAACUUUUGAUAUUGUGUUUGUGUUGAUUUCCAGCAGCAUUGUUCAUUUUAUUGGAAAAGAUAUCAAUAUUUUUUCUAUAUGCUAAAAUUUUACCAUAUUUAAAAAGACUUCUCAAACCCACCAUACUAUAGUCACCUUUGCUA